GCGGGUCCGGUGCCACCUUCCAGCGCAAGCGCUGGGCUGUGGCGGGCCUUGUGGGCUGCUGCAGAGCGGAAUCCACCUCAGGACGGUCGUUGCAGGUAAAAUUUACAUUCACUGAGAUUCACAGAUCUUAUGCUUACUUCAGUUUUAAGUCAAGUUUUGACAAAUUUAUACACCCCAAAACCUAGUCAAGAUAUAGAAUAUUUUCCUCCCAGAAAGUUCCCUCAUGCCCCCUCCCUGCCAGAAGCAACAGCUGUUCUGAUUUCUCUCAAGAGCUAACCGUUCAUGAGAUUCUUUUUAUGUGACACUACAUCCCUUGAACAGCAAUCAAAAUUGUACCGUGAAAUGCAACCCACCCCAAGAUGUUAUCAGUUAUUUACAAUUUAGUAUGCAGGAAAGAUUGGCAUAAAACUAUUUUGGGAAAAGAGGGAGGUGAGAUUGCAAGGACCUUAAAUAUUUGGUUCCUGAAGGAUGUUCAGAAGCCCUGCAUUGCCGGAUGCUCUGGAAAUAGGCCAGUUUGUUUGUUUCCCCUAGACAUAAUGUCAAGUGGAGAUGAUCAGCAAUCACGGGCUUUUGCCAAACCCACUUUCAGUGAGAACCGAAGACGCUACCGAUGGCCCAACUGAAUAUGUCCUCAAAAUAAACAACACUGAGGCUAGCAAAACUCCAGACCUGAUUGAAGUGCAGAGUCACAUCAUCAUGUUUCUGAGAGCGGCUGGAUUUCCGACAGCCUCUGUGUGUCGUACUAAAGGAGACGACAUAACCUCUCUCGUGUCCGUAGGCAGUGGCUCUGAAAUCAAAAGCUACUUGGUAAGGCUGCUGACUUACCUCCCAGGAAGACCUAUAGCUGAGAUUCCCAUCAGCCCCCAGCUAUUAUAUGAAAUUGGAAGGCUAGCUGCCAAAUUGGAUAAGACACUGGAGAAAUUCCAUCACCCAAAGUUAAGCAGUCUUCAUCGGGAGAACUUCAUCUGGAAUCUGAAAAAUGUACCUCUUCUGGAGAAAUAUCUGUAUGCUUUGGGCCAGAAUCAAAAUCGAGAGAUUGUCGAACAGGUCAUUCAGCUGUUCAAAGAUGAAAUAAUGAGCAAAUUAAGUCAUUUUCGAGAAUGUAUCAAUCAUGGAGAUCUUAACGACCAUAACAUUUUAAUAGAGUCCAGCAAGUCAGCCUUUAGAGAUGAUGUAUAUCAAGUGUCUGGGAUUUUAGACUUUGACGACAUGAGCUAUGGCUAUUAUGUGUUUGAAUUGGCAAUCACCAUCAUGUACAUGAUGAUUGAAAGCAAGAAUCCUCUACAAGUAGGAGGUCAUGUCCUCGCAGGGUUUGAAAGUAUAAUCCCACUGACAACUGUAGAGAGGGGUGCUUUGUUUCUACUUGUAUGCAGUCGUUUUUGUCAGUCACUUGUCAUGGCUGCAUACUCUUGCCAGCUACACCCGGAGAACAAAGAAUAUCUCAUGGUUACUGCGAAAACUGGGUGGAAGCAUUUACAGCAAAUGUUUGACAUGGGCCAGAAAGCUGUAGAAGAAAUCUGGUUUGACACUGCCAAGUCCUAUGAAUCUGGGAUCUCCAUGUGACUAGAUCAAAGUUCACAUUAACUUGGGUAAUUAAAAACCCAAGGGGACCAAAUCUAAUUCUAUGAAGCAUUUCCUGCACAGUUAAAAAUGAAUUGAUGGAACAGUAUAAUGCACAUGAUACCACUAAGGUCUUCAAGCAAUCUCAGGACUAUUUUUUAAACUUAAGAAAGUACUAAAUGAAGAAGCAUGUCUUUCUGUGGGUCUCGCUUGCCUUGCGUAUAAAACAUGCAGAAUGAUAUUUGGAAUCAGAUAAUCUCUCAAGGUCUAUUCCAGCCCUGAAAUCAAUGACUUUUUUCAACUUUGAAAGGAAUGUAUAUGUACAGAUAUAUUCACAUAUUUUAAAUAACUGGAUGUAACAUACAGACCUAAUUAACAUAUCACCAAUUCUAUGAAGGCUUCUCCCAUCUCUUUGUUCUCCAGAACCCCUUUGCACUCUCUUUUAUGGCACAACACUCUUUUUUAUGGAUUUCAGCUGUAGUUAUCUAGGCUAACAGCUAUUUGAAGGCAGAGACUAUGUAAAACUUUUGUUUGUCCCUCAUACCUUCUUCUUACACCUGAUAUAGUGCCUUUCCCACAGUCUUUAAAAAUAUUUGCAAAAUUAGUGAAUGCUAGAAUUAAAGCUGGAGGAGGUAAGGCACACGCUAAGAUGCCUUAGGAGGAAACACAGAUGGUAUUCAAAAGAAAAACUUUUCACUUGUUUGAGAGGACAGUUGAAACUGGAACUCCAGCGAUAGAGUCUAGAAGACACUGGAACUGCAAGGAAGCAAAUAAGGACAUCCAGGCAGGGCCACUAACUCCUGAGGUACCUAAAUAUAACAGUUUUCAGAUUGAUACCAAGGAAGUCCCUUAGCAGAUAUUUUAAAAUUCUCUAUCACUUAUGUUUCUUUUCUUUUCUUUUUUUGUGAAGAGAUCAGCCCUCUGCUAACAUCUGCCAAUCCUCCUUUUUUUUUUUUUUUUGCUGAGGAAGACUGGCCCUGGGCUAACAUCCGUGCCCAUCUUCCUCCACUUUAUAUGGGACGCCGCCACAGCAUAGCUUGCCAAGCAGUGCGUCAGUGCACACCCAGGAUCCGAACCAGCGAACCCCGGGCCGCCGCAGCAGAGCACGCGCACUUAACUGCUUGUGCCACCGGGCCGGCCCCAAUAUGUUUCUUUUCAUAUGAACAUGUAGUAUUGGUGAACUGUAGCUCACUGUACACUUGACUUUAAUUACACUAGUGUAGUUCCUUCACUGAUUUCUCUUCAUGUCUCCCUUAGUAUGAUUUAGUAAAUGGCUGUUUACUUAGUCUCAUGGUUUUAACUAUCCAUUCUCUACAGACCACUCAAGUCUAGAAUGCUGGCCAUUCAAACACCCUCUCAGUAGUUAUCUCUUUCAAUAUAUAUGAAUCGGCACUGAUUCUAUGUCUCUUUAUUUACCUACCUACCAACCGACCUAUCUAUACUCCCAAAGCAGGUGUGUAGAUCUUGCUGUACAAUCUCUGAAUUGUCUUGUGUCGUUCAUUUGUAUCAUUCUUGUAUUCAUCUUUAAAUUCUCUGCAGCUCAAUUUCCUUAUCUGCAAAGUUAGGGUAAUGAUAAUACCUAUCUCAUAGAGUUAGUUGUAAGGAUUUCAUAGAGAAUAAUGCAAAGUUCUUAGUACAGUGCUUGGCACAUUGUAGAGACUUAAUAAAUAUUUACUAAAUGAAUGAACCACACUCCGGGUUACCCAAACUCAAAAUAUUGGAGUAAUUUUUUUGUGUGUGUGUGGUGAGGAAGAUUAGCCCUGCGCUAACAUCUGUUGCCAAUCCUCCUCUUUUUGCUGAGGAAGAUUGGCCCUGGGCUGACAUCUGUGCCCAUCUUUCUUUACUUUAUAUGUGAGACGCCUGUCACAGCAUGGCUUGAUGAGCAGUGUGCAGGUCCACACCCGGGAUCCGAACCUGUGAACCCCAGGCUGCCAAAGCAGAGCACACAAACUUAACAACUACGCCACCAGGCUGGCCCCUGGAGUAAUUCUUUUAUUUGCCUCUCUUAUAUUCAAUCAGUGAUCUGAUUCUUAGGAAUCAGAAUUUUAGAUUAGUAAAUGGCGAUCAUAAUCCCUUUCCUUCCUACCUUAAGUUUUUAAUAAUAUAUAAUAAAAACCAAUAUUUAUUGAGCACUAAGUAUUUAAAAGAAAACUCUUUCUCUACUCUCACAACACUUCUGAUACCAAGUAUGUGAAUUUUUCCCUUACAUUAAACAGUUCUGAUACUAACUACCCAAAGUUAAUACAGACCUCAUAGGUUAAGGGCUCAGUCCCACAAAACUGCCUCCACUUGAGACGCCUGUAUUUCUGACCAACUAGCUAUAAGUUGGGGGUUCCCACGACCCCCUCCUCAAGUUUGAUAAUUUGCUAUAACGGUUCACAGAACUCAGGGAAAAACUUACUAUGUUUAUCAGUUUAUUAUAAAGGAUAUAAUAAUAAAGGAUACAGAUGAACAGCCAUAGGAAGAGGUACAUACAGCGAGGUCC
Molecule: messenger RNA, 4045 nt
Organism: Diceros bicornis minor
Lineage: Eukaryota; Metazoa; Chordata; Mammalia; Perissodactyla; Rhinocerotidae
Gene: HYKK
Product: hydroxylysine kinase
Exons: 7
Coding region: 550-1563 (337 amino acids)
Molecular function (GO): amino acid kinase activity
Source: RefSeq, a predicted model, not a curated record